AUGAGCACAGACACUGCCGAGGAAGACCCAGGGCUUCGACAACCCGUCACACCUCCGGAGCAAGAGGAGGCGCCGGCCAGUGGCGCAGGUGAAGGUGAGACUGUGGAAGGCCAGGCCGAGAAAGAUGCCGAGGACUCUGAUGACGCUUGGGGAGACUGGACGAAGAAAGGUAAGGAGGAGGAGAAGGAAGAAGACGAUGAAGAAGACGGGUGGGGUGAUUGGACCAAAGCAGGCAUGAAGGACGGCAAAGCCUCAAAGAAGAAGGAAAAGAUCGUCAACCCGUUUACGCUGCUGCUCCAGAAGGGAAAGGGGAAAGGCAACGACAAUGGCAACUCUGGCAGACACGGCCGAAGGGACCGUGGUGGAGGUCGAAGGGAUGGCAAGGGCAACAGCCGCAACCUCGCAGCGAAAGCCAGGGAGGAAGCCCUUGCACGGGAGAGAAUGGCCGCAUUUGCCCGCACCAUGCUGCAUCGGCACAUAGUGCCUCCGAAGAUGCGCCCACCUCGGCCGCCUUUGAUGUUCAAUCUUCCUCCACGGCCUCCGGCCUUUUCUGGUGGAUCCAUCCCCGUCCGGCCGGGCAUGACGGUUGCAGCACGGCCGAUGUUCGUGCCAAUCAUGCAGCCGGGUGCGCCUCCCGGGGCAUGGAUGAACUCGGUUCCUCCGCCCCCGCUGCCCUUCAGACCGGCGAUCCCGCCGCGGCCGCCGACCGGCCCAUCGGCUCGAGCCACGCCCAGCGCGGCGGCCACGCCGAGUCAGCAGCCGCCUCCGCCUCCUCCUGAGCCGCCAAGGCAGAAGGCGCGGCCAACGCCCAGGGCUUCCCUGGCGCGUUCUGUGCCCAGGCCGACGACCAGGCCGCCGCAACCCAAUCAUGGGUCUGCGAAGCCGUCGGAGCCGUCGAAGCCGCCAAAGCCCACUUCCAUGAAGCCGCCGGAACCGUCGAAGCCGCCGAAAGGCGCCCCGCCUCUGGCCGAAAACCGCACCAAUGGUGUGAAGCGCCCCAGGGAAGAAGGCUUUGCAGAAGAGCUGGUCGAGUGGCUGAACAGCCUAGACAAGGGCAAGGGUGUGAUGAUGGAAUACCACGAGGCCAUGUCCCAACACUGCAGCAGCUGGCAAGAGCUGAUAGAAUGGGCCGUUCAAGAUCUGGACACGAAGAAGAUGGUGUUCAAGCUGUCUUUCUUGGAAAGCACCAAGCUCAAGAAAGUAGGCCACAAGAUCAUGUUUGCCACUGGCUUCCGCAAGCUGAUCAAACAGCGGGAGGACGCUAGGGCGUCCUCUGCAGCUGGGCCUCCGGCGGUCCCGGAGCCAAGCGUGCAGGCCGCAUCCCUUGGCCAGCGCGCGCCGCGGACCCCGCCAAAGCCGCAGCCGAAGGCAAUGCCGCUCCGGCGUGGGGUGGCUGGCCGCAUGCCACCGAAGGAGACAGCGGAGCUGGAGCCCAUGGAGGAGAUGGAGGAGGUGGCUUGCGAGCCCUUAGAGCCUGAGGAGGAUGUCCAGAUGAAUCGGCUGUGGCAGGACCUGUGCCACAAAGAGGCUCCUGAGGCUGCGGACGAGGCUCCAGCAGACCACGCCUGGGGCCCAGAGGAUGAGGAGGCUCCGGCAGACGAAGCUUGGGGCCAUGACGCGCCCGACGAAGCUUGGGGCAACAGCACGGCAUACGAAGCCCAUGACGAGGCUUCAACCGACCAAGCGUGGGGCCAACACGUGGCCGACGACCAUCACGAGGCUCCCGACACCGGAUGGGAAGCAUCCGCCGAGGACUUGGCUGCGGAGCUUGAGGAGGAAGUUGCCGAGGAUCCGGAACUUGGUCGUCGCUUCGCCGCCGCCAUGAAGGAGGUCUACCGGGACGAGGCCCAGGCUGAGGACGAAGAGGAGAUCGAGAUUCCAGCGAAGGUCCCGAUCUCAACUCCUCCCGCCAGAGCAAGGCCUUUUUCGGCCUUCGGAGCACAGACACCGCAGAUGGUUCCGCCGCGCCACGCAGCAGCCUCUCCGGGUGCCAGGACGGCGCGACCGCCCCACAACCCGCCUCCGGCAAGGCUGUUGCAAGGCCGACAAUCUCCGUCGGAGCCUGCGAGAUCGCCACAGGCGCAGAAGAGACCCUGGUCGCAUCAGUGA
Symbiodinium natans is the source of this 2109-nucleotide messenger RNA. The record is from the annotation of a GenBank genome assembly. Lineage: Eukaryota; Dinophyceae; Suessiales; Symbiodiniaceae.